CAAAGCAAAAUUUGAAGCUUGAAAAUCGGGGAAUGUCGGCGUGCCGCUUUCGCCCGGAGUAGUUUCGUGUUAAUUUCACAGUUUUUACAGUUAAAAUUUUCCUCAAACGGCCGAAAAAUGUCCGUGUCAACGAAUAUAAGCGUGGAGGCUCCGAUCGAAAGCCAAAUCCAGGAGAUUGCGUACGAUGGAACCGAGAUCUAUCAGCUGCCGCCGACGCUGUCGGAACAUUUGGCCAAGUGCGCGGCCAAGAUCGACUUUAGCAAGACGGCGAACGACAUUGAUUUGGUGCAGCAAAGUAUCAAGAAAGAGGACGAGAAGAAGGAGGAAGAGGGGAAGGACAGUGCGGCCCACUUUCAGUCCAGCUUGUGGCCGUGGGAUUCGGUGCGGAACAAGCUGAAGGAGGCGUUCACGGAGGUUUGCGUGCUGUCGGACGUGCUGGCGGUGGCGAAGGAGAAGCGCUUUAUGGUGCUGGAUCCGAUUCCGCAGGAACCGCCGGAGGUGAAGCCGAUGGUGCAGGUUUACGCGCGGAAGAAGGCGCUGGCGAGUGCGGCGAACAUUUUGCUGACCGGGGCGGAUCGGUUGAAGAGUGCGAACCAGGGCGAGCAGGGCGGGAGUCGGGCGCCGGACUUUCAUAUUGAGUUGCUGCGGCUGCGGAGGAAUUGGCGGUUGAAGAAGGUUUCGAACACGAUUAUUGGGGAUUUGAGCUAUCGGACGGCGGGGUCGAAGUUUAUGCAUCCGGGGAUGUUUGAGGUGACAAAGGCGGAGGACGAGCAGAAUGGGGAGGAGGCAGCGGGGGCUGCGGGUACGGUGGCCACGACUGCUGGUGGAGCGGCUCCGGGGCCGAAGAUUAACUCUGCGUUGAGGGUGAAUGUUCCGACGGAAUUGCAGGGGGUGGCGUUUAUUAAGGUGAUUACGCAGAAGGACCAAGGGGAUUUGUGCACGGCCACGCUGAACAUGAUGGGAUCGACGCAGCUUUGUCCGCAGGCCGGAGCGUGGCAGCAGACGCUGGAAUUUGCCCAGAAUGUGUUGUUUUGUAAGGAGCUCUUUAACCAACUGGCUAGAGAAGCGGUUCAGUUGCAGGCACCGAUUCCGCACGUGGUCGUUGGCAAUCAAAUUCGAGCUACGCUACUCCCGGGGAUCCAGCUGAUCAUUUCCCUUUGCCACUCGACGUCUUCCGACUCGAACAACAGUUCGGAACCGAUCAAAGAUCAUGAUCACGUGCUGGAGCAUUCCCUACAUCAACUGCUUCGUGAGUUCCACCACAAAAACACGCACCAUCCAUUCCCCCAUCCGGCGAGCGCCCCGCUCGGCCCCAGCAAGAAACGCAUGCUCGCCGGUCCGUCCGCGUUCGACCGUUACGAACUGCUGGAGAUGACCAAAUCUCAAACCCUGCUCGAGCAGAUCAUCGCCCAGGCGCAGCACAUCUUCACGCGACGUCGCGCCCAGUACGUCCUCGACACACUCGCCCGGGACGUCAAAGAUCCGCAAAUCACCUCCCACUGGAACGCCAUGAACAGCCCGACCAUGUCCUGCGUCAAGAUCAACAUCACCUCCCACGGGUACGACGCCAACCUGCGCACCUCCCUCGUCAUCCACGUCAAGGAACGCUCGCUGAAGUGCAUCUGCCGUGACGGCCGCAUCAUGCACAUGUCCUACGAGAUGCAGGAACUGCGCGACCUCAUCUACUGCCAGAUCAGCCAGCACCAGAUCAUCUGCCUGCAGAACCUCGCCAAGUGCAUGGCCUGGCAGAUCCUCUCGAACAGCAGCCACCUCGGCAUCGGCGCCGUCGAACCACUCGGCAACGCCAGCUCCUGUGUGCUCGCCUCGCCCAACAGCGACCGCCUGAUCGCGGUCCAGGUCCGCUGCGAUCCCCAAAUCGACGUCAAAGUGUUCAUCGCUCAAAGCCCCGGCAAAGACUUCUUCCCCGGUUCGCUCGUCCAAGGGCGCCACUGGGAGCAUCUCGGAGGGCACUUCAAGGAGGUCCGCUUCGACAAGAUGGAGGGCAAAAACUUCCACAACAAGAUGGAGUUCCUGAUGGCGAGCCUGACGAGUCAGUCCUAACGGCGACCACACCGGCUGGAGGAGAUCUUCCUAAGUGACGAGGGCGAUGGAGGUGGGAGCGGCGAUGAGGAGGGCGAGGUGGAGGAGGAGGAGGAAGAGGACGAUGAUGAUGGAGCUGGAGGGGGCCGAAGUCCGGAGCUUGGUCAGCUCGUGCUUGAUGUUGCGCGGGGGGACUUUUGAGAAUUGUGAAAACACACUCGUAUUUUAUUGCUUAUGGUGAGGCAUCUUGUGACUACACACACAAUUAGAAUAAAAGUAUUUCGUAAUAAAUAUUAACUGAUAUCUGUGAAAA
Molecule: messenger RNA, 2353 nt
Organism: Culex quinquefasciatus (southern house mosquito)
Lineage: Eukaryota; Metazoa; Arthropoda; Insecta; Diptera; Culicidae
Gene: MED17
Product: mediator of RNA polymerase II transcription subunit 17
Exons: 2
Coding region: 118-2061 (647 amino acids)
Biological process (GO): regulation of transcription by RNA polymerase II
Cellular component (GO): core mediator complex; mediator complex
Molecular function (GO): transcription coregulator activity
Source: RefSeq, a predicted model, not a curated record